Molecule: messenger RNA, 826 nt
Organism: Owenia fusiformis
Lineage: Eukaryota; Metazoa; Annelida; Polychaeta; Sabellida; Oweniidae
Source: the annotation of a GenBank genome assembly
CGUAUCAACGGGGACAUUAGGAGGCCUCUUAGAUGCAAUUUCAAUUAACGGAAAUACAAGAACAUUUGCAUUGACCAAUCGACAUGUUGUCGCAACGUUGAAGGUUAACGAUGAUGUUUUCGUUUGUAAUAGAGCAGCAAGCGCAACUGAACAACCGGAACAAGGUAUAGCUUCAUCAAGUCAAGACGAACUUGCCGAAUACAACAUGAAACCCAUCGGACAACUGAGAACGUAUAUCGAUACCACAGGAGCAACGCCAUAUAAAGAAAGACCAACUAGAUUAUCUAAAACAUAUGACAUCGCACUAAUUGAACUAAACGCUCACCCUUUCAAUCGAAGUGAAUACCGUAGAUGCAAGCUUAUUAAACAUAAAGAACUCAUACGUGAAGGCCCAAGCAGCGAUAUAAUGCAAGUCCAAAAAACGGGCUGCACUACGAAUCGCACCUAUGGUAGAAUAACAGAGACAAAUUGUAGCCAAAGAAUAGUUUAUCUCGAUCCUUUUGGAAAUACGCAAACAGCUGAUCUCCAUGGUGUCAUUGAAAUUGAAAAUGAAAUUCCAAUGGAUGAAGAUGCUCAAGACAAACACUUUGCAGAAAGUGGAGACAGCGGCGCAAUCAUAGUUGCUGAAAAUGGGACUCCAAACAAUUACGUCGCCAUAGGAAUGUUUACAUUCUAUUCCAAUGAUAAUGAGAACAACAACCAAAGUAGGGCAUAUGCAUUUCCAAUAUAUGAUGCGCUUGCUCAACUACAUAGACGCGAGCCACAAGUACUCGGUGAAGACACAAUGCAUUUGUAUGCGCAUAUAUAGGUUUCUACAGAAUGAUGA